Molecule: messenger RNA, 1501 nt
Organism: Trematosphaeria pertusa
Lineage: Eukaryota; Fungi; Ascomycota; Dothideomycetes; Pleosporales; Trematosphaeriaceae
Exons: 1
Coding region: 59-1327 (422 amino acids)
Source: RefSeq, a predicted model, not a curated record
CCCCACAUCUCUCUCCAGCCUACAAUGACUCAGAACUCCAGAUCGAUGAAGAUUCGAAAUGACGAAAUAUGCCAACCAUGAACAUUGCCCUAUUUUCAUCGCACACCGCGCGCUCCACACGUACACGAGCGGCGAGCUAGUCCGUGGGGUGGUCCGCGUGGAUCCCAAAACGCGCCCACACCGCAUCGUUCUAACAUUCACGGGCCGACUACAUGUCGUUAUCGUUCGCAGCAACGGCCAAAGCUCACAAACUUUCAAAGCAAAGCCCGAGCUCUUCUCACGCGAGCUCAUUCUCUUCUCGUCGCCGACGCCUGGCGCGAGCUACGAUAUCGUGCGCGUGCACGGCGUUACAGGGGACGACAGGGUUGAACUCCCCUUCGAAUUUGAGUUCCCCGAGUGUGUAGAGGGCGAUGGAGGCGGAUUGUAUAGGCCGGAAGACGGAUUUGAAAGCCAGCCGGGCCAUGUGCUGCCACCGAGCUUUGGGAUGUUUGAUGGUCUCUACCACGGAGGUGAGAGCUCCCAGCGGGUUGAUUACUUUCUAGAGGCGAAGCUGUAUACGUCGUCGACUGGGUCACCGAGUGCCCAGGUACGGUCUUGGUUGUCGUAUCGACCGCCGGCGCCUGCCCUGCCUGCGAUUCCUACCGCGCUGCCGCAACCGACUUACUACGGCCUCCGCGGUACGUAUGCGCGGACGUACAGGCUACACCCACACUACGAUCCGAAUGAGAAGCUGCUAGCAAAGAUUAAACACAGCUGGACGAAGCACAACGCCUCGACCCCGUUCGCGAGAUUCCGGGUGUCGGCGACCUGUCCCGCCGUCCUAACCACUGGCUGCCCGAUCCCCAUAUCCCUCAGCCUCUUGCAUAUGGAUCGUUCGAAAGACAUUCCCGAUCCCCCGCCUAUCUAUCUGCGCCGCGUGCGCGUCAGACUCACCUCCACCCUCGACGUCCGCAUCGCACGCUAUUCAGUCUUUAGCACGCGUCAGGCGCUUCGGGAUUCGCACCGCAAUAAGGGCACUCUGCUCGAUCAAGAGUACAAAACCGGGAACGAGAUGCUGCUGUAUGACGGGCUGGAGCUGGCUACGGUCAGGUUUCCCGAAGAGAUAGCGCCGGGGUUUUCGAGUUAUGCGAUGCAUUUGGAGCAUCAGUUGGAGGUGAGGAUUUGGGGCGAGUGCGCUAAGGAGAAGUUUGAGGUCGUGGGAGCGUUUGGGAGGGUGGUCGUUGUGGCGGAUGUGGAGAGGCCUCGGAGAGAGAUGCUGGUAGCAGAGGAGAGGCCCCCGGAGUUUGAUGAGGAUGGUGCGCCUCCUCCUUACCAGGGACCGGGUUGAGAGGUUUAGUAUUUCUUUGAUUUGGUUUGAUACCCCUUUCCUACUUAUUCUUAAUGUAUAAUUUAUAGUCCACAUUCUUUAUUCACUCCAACUUUCCUGUGAGAGAAAUGACAGUAAGAGAGGUAAAGAUAGUAUCGCCAUAGCUGGAGAAUAUUUUGACGGCUUUGGUAAAGC